UAAUUUCAUUUCUACAUGGUUAAAAAUUUAAGAGACCGUAAUCUAAGACCUGAGGCCACUAUUUCAUGCGUUUGGGCGGUAUCUACUAUCUAUCAUGACAUCAUGUGCAUAACCUCCAAAGCAAUCAAAGGCCUAGCUGUUACUGAAUGUUUGAUGUUUCAUAUUCAAAAUUAUUAUAAACACGAAUUAACGCUUAAGAGUUAUCGAAAAAUAAGUGCUAAAAUGGGCGAUUCUAAAACUUUAAAACCGGGAACAAUUGUGGGUUUCUGUAAUCCAUUGUUGGAUAUGAUGGUAGUUGGUGAUCAAAAUUUAUUAAAAAAAUAUGAUCUUUUAAGUAACAAUGCUAUUUUGGCAGACAAUAAACACAUGCCUCUUUAUGAAGAACUGAUGAAUAAUUCAAAAGUAGAAUAUACUGCUGGAGGUUCAGCCCAAAAUUCUUUAAGAGUCGUUCAGUGGAUUUUAAAAAAACCUAAUGUAUCAGUAUUUUUUGGUGCUGUUGGUAAAGAUAAAUUCAGUGAAAUUUUGAAAGUAAAAGCUAAUGAAGAUGGAUUAGAUACCAAAUAUCAAUAUUCAACAGAAAAACCUACUGGUACCUGUGCUGUUGUGGUCACAAAUAAUGGUAAAGAUCGAUCUUUAUGUGCUAAUUUAUCAGCUGCAAAGACUUUUACUGAAGACCAUUUAGAAGUUCCAGAAAAUAAGUCUAUAAUUGAAAAUGCAUCAUUUUACUUAGUUACAGGGUUUUUUCUUCAAGUUAAUCCAAAAGCUGUUCAAAUAUUGGUAAAGAUAGCUUUUGAACGAAAGUGUACAUUUUUAUUUAAUAUGAGUGCUUCGUUUGUUUUUAAAUUUUGUAUGGAUUCGGUUAAAUCAAUUUUUCCUUUUGUUAAUAUUAUUGUUGGAAAUGAUGAAGAAGCAAAAGCUUUUUCAGAUGGAUAUGAAUGGAAUUUAGACAGUGUUGAAAAAAUAGCUUGUAAAAUGAGCACAUUUGAUGUUGAGAAUAUUGGAAAUCGUUUAGUUGUAAUUACUCAAGGCGAAAACCCAGUAAUUGUUACGCAAAAUGGAGUUGUUACAAAAUAUUCAGUGAAUAAAAUUCCUGCAGAUAAAAUUAUAGACUCCAAUGGUGCUGGUGAUGCUUUUAUUGGUGGGUUUAUCAGUAAAUACAUCUUGGGAUGUCCAAUUGAAGAGUGUGUGAGCUGUGGAAUAGAUGCUGGAUCUUAUAUUAUUCAACAACCUGGAAUAACUAAAGACGAUUCGUUUAACUUAUAAACAUAAUUCUGUUAUUUCUUUUAUUUUUCAAUUAUUGUAUUAUGAUUCUUA
Molecule: messenger RNA, 1314 nt
Organism: Sipha flava (yellow sugarcane aphid)
Lineage: Eukaryota; Metazoa; Arthropoda; Insecta; Hemiptera; Aphididae
Product: adenosine kinase 1-like
Exons: 10
Coding region: 16-1263 (415 amino acids)
Biological process (GO): purine ribonucleoside salvage
Cellular component (GO): nucleus; cytosol
Molecular function (GO): adenosine kinase activity
Source: RefSeq, a predicted model, not a curated record